AAAUCAUAGAUGUAAAAACUGAUCAAGGCCUAAGUGACCUUUGAAACUGUGCUGCUAAACCUCCAACUCUCAUAUCUGCACUUGAUAAAGGUUAUACAUGAGUGAGGUUCACAAACAACGCAACUGAAAAUAACAAAAUAAGGCAUGUUGUCCUUCAUUUCCUGGUUUCUGCCGAGUGUUCCUACUUGGCUAACACCAAGUGCUAUUCCUUUACAUAGUGUUUUACAAGGGCUCGUGGGUGCUUGUGGAAUCUGGGUUCUUCGUAACCUUUUAAAAACGUAUUUGUUUGUUGAGGCACAGAGUAUCGCAGAUCCUGAAAAAGACAUCAAACGACGGAACAGACUAAAUGGUGGACUAACAGAGAAAAUUCAGUUCUGGAUCCUAACAGUGGUUCUUUCAGUUGUGGGGUCUCGCGUUGCAUCACUGGUAGUGUUGGAGUUCUCUCUUAGAGCCAUUUCAGCCAGGAUCACAGGAGGAUCAGACUCAAUAAAUGACCCACUGUUACUGCUGCUUGUCCAGUGCCAGUUCUCCCUGGGCUGCGCACUAACCUGCAGCCUUAAUUUCCUCCAUGAGGGGGCACCACAAGGCUGGUUAAGCCUCCUCCUAGCAGUUGGACUGAGCUGGUUCUUGGCAAGCCUGUGCAGUAGAGUAUGGCGACAUGUGAAUACAAUGUAUCCAAUACAUAGUACACAGCGCUAUUGUGGACUUUGCAUUGGACUGUUAACCACUGGCAGUUCUAUAUUAACCUGGCUUUGCAGUGCCCUAAUUAUAACUUUUAGUGUAUCUGGAAUUGCUGCUAUAUCAAACAUAAACCAACACUUUCUAUCAACCUCUGAGGCUCUGAGAUUUUGGACCCCACUCACAAUCUGCUACACUCUGCUGGUUGUUUACAUGAAUGAAGAUCGACAUCAUCCGCCUGGCCAGCAGAUUCUCAAUACAGUUGUUGUGCGACUGGGUGGGCUUUUUGUGUUACUGAUUACAGUGGGCAGCUGGUCAGAUGUACUCCAUGUUGUAAUCUGCUUCACUGGUGAAGCUGCAUGCCUGUUUACAUCUCAAGACCUUUUGGAAGCCAUAUAUCAGCAUGUCACCUACGUUCCUAAAGGCCCAUUAAAAAGACCUGGAAAUCAGGGAGAACUAAGGAAUUUCGAAAGGAAACUGGACUAGGCUUGGAUGAAAACAAACUUGACCUAUAUGUAUAUAUACACACAAACACACACACACACACACACACACACACACACACACACAAAAAGUACA
Messenger RNA from Cyprinus carpio (common carp), 1257 nucleotides. RefSeq names its product transmembrane protein 82 (gene tmem82). Lineage: Eukaryota; Metazoa; Chordata; Actinopteri; Cypriniformes; Cyprinidae. The record is from RefSeq and is a predicted model, not a curated record.